This is a messenger RNA of Paramacrobiotus metropolitanus, 1397 nucleotides long. RefSeq names its product serine/threonine-protein kinase 19-like. The record is from RefSeq and is a predicted model, not a curated record. NCBI's taxonomy places the organism in Eukaryota, Metazoa, Tardigrada, Eutardigrada, Parachela, Macrobiotidae. Gene Ontology annotation, biological process: positive regulation of Ras protein signal transduction; protein phosphorylation. The coding region runs from base 241 to 1053 and encodes 270 amino acids. Gene Ontology annotation, molecular function: protein serine/threonine kinase activity. The transcript has 7 exons.
CGAAAUAGACGGGUUCAUUGCGCUACUUGCAAAAUUUGAUACCCGUUUUUACUUCUGUCCCUGCAAAACUUUUCUUCCAUAUUACGAAAUAGCAUCUUUUCGUGGAUUAUAUUCAAGUUCAGCUGAACCUUAGUACCCGAUACUCGAUAGCCCGAAACAUUUCUGGUCGCAGCGAGUGCCACUACGGUUUCUAGACUGCCUUCCACACUCGCCACCAUUCUGCACGAAGAAUUCGAAGCCAUGGAUUUGGAUUCGGUCGGAGCAAACACGGCUGCUGGCCACAAGCGCCGUGCAGAUUCCCUGACAAACACAAGCGGAAAUUUAAAUGCGGGAUUAAAUGAAGAAAUGUCCGUAUCGGUUAAGAAAUUCCGCAGUUCAUCGCGCGAAGAAAUUUUAACAGUCCGUUCUUCCAUUGAUCAACUCCGACGCAAUUUUCCCUUGGAUCGCUUUAAUUAUCAUUUCCCUCCUGUGAUAUUCAGACACCAACUGUACAGCAUGUUGCCACGUAAAUCUCGAACUGAAAUUGAUCGCGAAGUGAAUGUUCUCCGUCAGCGCAAUGAAAUCAGAUUUAUCAAAUUCGAUCUCCGCGGCGAUGAAAUAGCAUUAAUAAAAACCGAGGAUUACCGGGAGCAUGUUCGGGGCUACUCUCGGGAUCGCUUGCAGAAUCCUUUGCUUAUUGAAAGAUUUCUCGACAUGAUCGAAAAUUUUGAAGUUUCGAUCACUACGGCAGAUCUGAACAAGGAGAGGAUGUUUUCAGACGAAAACAUUCAAAGUUUAGUCAAAGUCGGCGUUUUGAUUCUUCGUGACGUUAAAAGUUGGUGGGUGUCGUUUCCCGGCGCGGGCCAAUUCAUCAAAACGUUCCACAGUGGACGUGAAAAGGUCCUUACCAUGAUCAGGAAGUCGAAAUACUCCAGCAUUUUGGAAACUGAACUAAUACACCGAGGACUUCCUAAGCGCUGCAUCGGGAUGCAUUAUGCCAUCCAUGACAUUAUCGGCGGUGACCUUGUUGAAAGUGCAAACACAUCAUCUGGUCGCAUCUUGCGCUAUCGCUGAGACUGGGCUGCUUUGCUCACCGAUGACUCAAAGAAAUCUAGUUUAUAUGCUCAUUUCCAUACCAUGGACCAUCGGGAUCUCUUAAGCUUGAGUUUUUGCAUGCUAAUGUUUGGUUGAAACUCGUUUUGUGGCGUUCUGUUUAAUAUUUUUUUUUAUUUCAAGUUUUCGAGAUUUUCAUUUAAUGGUUCGCAGUACAGUACUGUAAUUCAGGCUCGAAUGAUCCGUUGCUGCUGGAAUACGAGUGAGAUUCUUAGUUUUGCUCACUUAAACUGCAAUGUUUUCCGUGUGUACAAUACAGCCCGUUACGUAAGUAGAGAAUUAAAACUCUGUGGAAAAAUAGCGUG